AUGGAAGUUGAGGAAGAGCAGAAUCCGUCUCGGUUGACCACCAUUAUGCCGGAAGUCUCCGACCGAAUCCAGGCGUUACAAGACUGGACCAUGGUGCACGAGCACGAAAUGUCAAACCUCGCUCGCGAAACCACCGACCAACUCUCGACAUUGCGUACCUCAAAUGUUGACGAUGACAACAGACUUGGCGAUUUGGCGCGUCGCCUGUCGACCAGCGAGGACCUCAUGUCGGACUCGAAUACCCAACUCCAAGAGCUUGUUGCAGAUCUCUCGACCGAGAAGGGUUUCUUCCAGGACCGAAUCCAGCUGCUCGAAACACGAAUUGAUCAGCAACAACUCAACUUUGCCUCCCGACUCGGCAAACUCAAAUCAAAAGCCUCAUCUGCGGACACUGCUCCAUCCAUACCAGCAGCAAGCCCCCAGCUUGAACAACCUGACGACCCUCCAACCUUUAUUGCUGAACUUAAAGGCGUCAAGGACGCAGUACUGGCCUCCGAACAUUCAAAAUCGUUUGGAAUUGCCGUGAAAUACACCUCAGUCCCCACGUCCGACGAACAAGCCCAAUGCGAAUUCUUCAUCAAGCAACUCCUGGACCAAGCGACUCGUUGUCAACUCAACAAUGAAGAACGCGAGUUGCUCCUGGGGCUCAAACUCAGCGCUGACAAGGCCCACCCUAAUCUGAACAAAUGGUGGAUUUCCUACUCCAAGACCAAGAACGGUGAUGUCUGGACCGAAAUCUUGGCCGGUUUUAUGGACCAACGAAUGCUAUUGCCGCACGACGCGCGAGAUGGUCGAUCAUCAGUUUGA
Molecule: messenger RNA, 807 nt
Organism: Aphanomyces invadans
Lineage: Eukaryota; Oomycota; Saprolegniomycetes; Saprolegniales; Verrucalvaceae
Exons: 3
Coding region: 1-807 (268 amino acids)
Source: RefSeq, a predicted model, not a curated record